Messenger RNA from Arachis duranensis, 4168 nucleotides. Its product is annotated as cellulose synthase A catalytic subunit 6 [UDP-forming]. Gene Ontology annotation, molecular function: cellulose synthase (UDP-forming) activity. Gene Ontology annotation, cellular component: plasma membrane; trans-Golgi network. The transcript has 14 exons. The record is from RefSeq and is a predicted model, not a curated record. Lineage: Eukaryota; Viridiplantae; Streptophyta; Magnoliopsida; Fabales; Fabaceae. The coding region runs from base 432 to 3743 and encodes 1103 amino acids. Gene Ontology annotation, biological process: cellulose biosynthetic process; plant-type primary cell wall biogenesis.
UCUCUCUUACGCGUCUUUAUUUCCACACACACAACACUUUUUUCUCUUUCUCUAUCUAUCUCUCUCUGUUCUUGUUGUGUUGUGUGUGUGCGUUGUAUUCUACUCUCUCUCUCUUCACUUUCUCUCUCUAAAAAUACGUUGCCAUAGAUUUGGAGCAGCCGUCGGUGCUCAAUUUUUCAUUCUUAUACUCUCUUCUUGUUAUCAGUUAUCAAUUGCAGAACAAAAAAGAAAAAGAGUGGGAUAUUUUGGAUCGGUUAUUGAUUUUUCAUGUGACGGUUGUUGGUAAUGGUGAUGGUGGUGGUUGGAGGCAAUGCGAAAGUGGAUCUCGUGACAGACUUGCUUUGAUUCCAGAAACCAGAAGCUACUGAGAGGAGAGGACUAAGCAGAACAAAGCAAGCAGUGUUUGUUUGUUUGAUUGAGGCUGAGGCAAGAUGCACACUGGAGGAAGACUUGUUGCUGGUUCUCAUAACAGGAACGAGUUCGUCCUCAUCAAUGCCGAUGAGAAUGCACGGAUUAAGUCUGUCCGGGAACUGAGUGGGCAGAUAUGUCAGAUUUGUGGGGAUGAGAUAGAGGUCACAGUGGAUGGGGAGCCCUUUGUUGCUUGCAAUGAGUGUGCUUUCCCUGUUUGUCGGCCUUGCUAUGAGUAUGAAAGAAGAGAGGGGAAUCAGGCAUGUCCCCAGUGUAAGACCAGAUACAAGCGUAUCAAAGGUAGCCCCCGUGUUGAGGGCGAUGAAGAUGAGGAUGAUAUUGAUGACUUGGACAAUGAGUUUGAUUAUGGGGAUCCUGAUGCUUUUGGCCCCAUGCCAAAUUCAGAUUCAUUGUUUUCUGGACGCCUUAACACCGGGCGUGGUUCUAAUUCUAAUAUAUCUGGCAUCCCAACAAAUUUGGAAAAUGGCUCUCCUCCUGUCAAUUCCGAAAUCCCACUCUUGACUUAUGGGGAGGAGGAUCCUGAGAUAUCUUCUGAUAGACACGCUCUGAUUGUUCCCCCAUAUAUGAAUGGGAGCAGAGUCCAUCCCAUGCCCUAUACUGAUCCAUCUAUUCCAGUGCAACCGAGACCAAUGGUGCCAAAGAAGGACAUUGCAGUAUAUGGGUAUGGCAGUGUGUCUUGGAAAGACAGGUUGGAAGAUUGGAAGAAAAGGCAGAAUGAAAAGCUUCAGGUGGUGAAGCAUGAGGGGGGCAACAAUGAUGGAAAUUAUGGCGAUGAGUUUGAUGAUCCCGAUUUGCCCAUGAUGGAUGAAGGACGGCAACCACUUUCUAGGAAGCUACCUAUCCCUUCAAGCAAGAUAAAUCCAUACAGAAUGAUCAUAGUGCUCCGUCUUGUAAUCCUUGGGCUUUUCUUCCACUAUAGAAUCCUCCACCCAGUUAAUGAUGCAUUUGGUUUGUGGUUGACAUCAGUCAUCUGUGAAAUAUGGUUUGCUGUAUCAUGGAUAAUGGAUCAAUUUCCAAAAUGGUACCCAAUACGUCGGGAAACAUACCUUGAUCGUCUCUCUCUUAGGUAUGAAAAGGAAGGGAAGCCAUCAGAGUUAUCUAGUGUCGAUGUCUUUGUCAGUACAGUUGAUCCCAUGAAAGAACCACCGCUGAUUACAGCAAACACUGUGUUAUCUAUUCUGGCCGUUGACUAUCCAGUUGACAAAGUUGCUUGCUAUGUAUCAGAUGAUGGUGCAGCCAUGCUUACUUUUGAAGCACUUUCUGAGACAUCUGAAUUUGCUCGGAGAUGGGUUCCGUUUUGUAAGAAAUAUAAUAUUGAGCCCCGGGCCCCAGAAUGGUAUUUUGGGCAGAAGAUUGACUAUCUGAAAAACAAAGUGCAUCCAGCAUUUGUCAGGGAAAGGAGAGCAAUGAAGAGGGAUUACGAAGAAUUUAAGGUGAGAAUUAACAGUUUGGUCGCAACCGCACAAAAGGUUCCUGAGGAUGGAUGGACCAUGCAGGAUGGGACUCCUUGGCCUGGAAAUAAUGUGAGGGAUCAUCCUGGCAUGAUUCAGGUCUUCCUUGGCCAGGAUGGUGUUCGUGAUAUUGAAGGAAAUGAGUUACCCCGAUUGGUCUAUGUUUCUAGAGAAAAAAGGCCAGGCUUUGACCACCACAAAAAGGCUGGGGCUAUGAAUGCUCUGGUACGAGCAUCAGCAAUUAUCUCAAAUGCGCCUUAUCUUCUGAAUGUUGAUUGUGAUCACUACAUUAACAAUAGCAAGGCACUUAGGGAAGCCAUGUGUUUUAUGAUGGACCCUCAAGCUGGGAAGAAGAUUUGCUAUGUACAAUUUCCCCAAAGAUUUGAUGGUAUUGAUCGUCAUGAUAGAUACUCAAACAGGAAUGUUGUAUUUUUUGAUAUCAACAUGAAAGGGUUGGAUGGAAUACAAGGUCCAAUUUAUGUCGGAACUGGAUGUGUUUUCAGAAGGGUAGCACUAUAUGGAUAUGACGCACCUGCUAAGAAGAAGCCCCCAAGCAAAACCUGUAACUGUUGGCCAAAAUGGUGCUGCUGCCUGUGUUGUUUUGGUUCUAGAAAGAAAAAGAAUGGAAGUACCAAGGAGAAAAAGAAGAAGGUGAAGCACAGCGAAGCAUCAAAACAGAUACACGCACUUGAAAAUAUUGAGGCAGGGAACGAAGAUUCUGUUUCAGGAUCCAACAAUUUGAAGCCAUCCAACAUGUCCCAAAUGAAGUUGGAGAAGAGGUUUGGGCAGUCUCCAGUGUUUGUAGCCGCCACACUCUUGGAAAAUGGUGGAGUUCCACAUGGCAUUAGUCCUGCAUCACUUUUGAAAGAAGCUAUCCAAGUUAUCAGCUGUGGUUAUGAAGACAAAACCGAAUGGGGAAAAGAAGUUGGAUGGAUAUAUGGUUCUGUGACAGAGGAUAUCUUGACUGGAUUCAAAAUGCACUGUCAUGGUUGGCGGUCUGUGUAUUGUAUCCCCAAGCGUCCUGCAUUCAAGGGGUCAGCUCCUAUCAAUCUUUCAGAUCGUCUACAUCAAGUUCUUCGGUGGGCUCUUGGGUCUGUUGAGAUAUUUUUCAGCAGACAUUGUCCAAUCUGGUAUGGCUAUGGUGGUGGUUUAAAGUGGUUGGAACGAUUCUCAUAUAUCAAUUCCGUUGUAUAUCCCUGGACUUCCCUCCCAUUGCUGGUCUACUGUACUCUACCAGCCAUAUGCCUUCUAACCGGAAAAUUCAUUGUACCCGAGAUUAGCAACUAUGCCAGUCUUGUGUUCAUGGGCCUCUUCAUAUCGAUUGCAGCAACUGGUAUCCUUGAGAUGCAGUGGGGUGGUGUUACCAUAGACGACUGGUGGAGGAAUGAACAGUUUUGGGUGAUUGGAGGUGUUUCUUCACAUCUUUUUGCCCUGUUCCAAGGUUUGCUGAAGGUUUUGGCUGGUGUCAACACAAAUUUCACUGUCACCUCAAAAGCAGCCGACGAUGGAGAAUUCUCGGAGCUCUAUCUCUUCAAGUGGACAUCACUGUUGAUCCCUCCAACUACGUUAUUGAUCAUAAACAUUGUUGGUGUCAUUGUUGGUGUGUCAGAUGCCAUUAACAAUGGUUAUGACUCAUGGGGACCUCUGUUUGGUAGGUUAUUCUUUGCAUUGUGGGUGAUCAUCCAUCUGUAUCCAUUCCUCAAGGGUUUACUUGGUAAACAAGACAGGAUGCCCACCAUUAUAUUGGUGUGGUCGAUCCUGCUGGCCUCCAUCUUGACUCUCAUGUGGGUUCGCAUCAACCCGUUUGUGUCAAGAGAUGGCCCUGUCUUGGAAAUUUGUGGAUUAAGAUGUGAUGAGUCUUGAAUAAGAGAGCUGAAGGUGUUUCUCAGCUAUACUGUAUGUUGAAGAAGCAGGGCGUGGUGUUGGAUACGCACGCAUCAAAAGGGUUUCACGAAUUUUUGGGUGGGAAGUUGUAUUUUUCGGUUGUGUAGAUAAAGAGGAAGGAGAUAAAGUGGGGGGAGAAGGGGUGGCCGAUACAUUGUUACCUGUAAUAGGGGUUUUUCAUUUAUUCUUUGAUUAUAUUCUGUGCGUUUUAGUGUUAUUCUCUUUCCCGUUUGAUGUAUUCUUAUAAGAAAGAGCAUUGAAUGAUAAAUUAUUCCCUCUUAAAAAUGAGGGAACUCAAGAAUCAGUUGUCAUAUUUGAAGUAUCGUUCUUGUUUAAAAACUUUGGGGACAUGGACUAUCUUCCUCAUUUGUAAUACCAUCAGCUAUGGAUAUUCUUGUUCCUCA